AUGUACUCUAAAACUACAAACAGCCUCUCUCAAUUAAGUAAACGGAAUCUCAACAUUGAUCCUUCCUUUAAUGAGCUACCAGCCAAGAAAAUCCACCGGAAUCCAAUUUCCAAGUCCUUAAAUGAUAAGGAAAACUACUGUUCAGGACAGUUCAUAAGCCUUCAUCCUAAACCUGAGAGCAAGCAAACCAAGAUCAUAAAAUUGUGGUUAGAGAUUGAGUCCAAGCACUGUCCUCCAAAUUCCUUCAAGCCCUUGAACGUGACCUGUUAUGCGAGAGCGAAACUGAUUCAGUGGCUCAUGAAAGUGACCAAAACUUUUCAACACGACCGGGAAAUAUUUUACCUUUCCGUUGAUAUUUUGGACAGAUAUCUUGCGUUGAGUAACACUAAAAUGUCUGAACUACAACUUGUUGGAAUCACUUGUCUCUUUUUGGCAGCAAAAUUCGAGUCUGACGAUUUUUGUUGUGUGUCUGACUACUCUGGCAUGACAGCAGAUGCCUUUACUUCCAAAGAUGUGAUUGCUAUGGAAAUUAAGAUCCUUUUUGCCUUGGACUGGGCGCUUCAAGUCCCCACUCCUUUUCUGUGGCUCAAGCUGUUUUUGCAGUCAUAUUUCUCUGACGAUAUUGAUAUUCCAAAUUAUUCCCAGUACAAGCUGAUUCAGAGUUCCAAAGUAUUCAAGAAGUGA
Octopus sinensis (East Asian common octopus) is the source of this 684-nucleotide messenger RNA. Its product is annotated as G1/S-specific cyclin-E2-like. Gene Ontology annotation, cellular component: centrosome; cytoplasm; cyclin-dependent protein kinase holoenzyme complex. Gene Ontology annotation, molecular function: cyclin-dependent protein serine/threonine kinase regulator activity. The record is from RefSeq and is a predicted model, not a curated record. The coding region runs from base 1 to 684 and encodes 227 amino acids. Gene Ontology annotation, biological process: regulation of cyclin-dependent protein serine/threonine kinase activity; mitotic cell cycle phase transition. The transcript has a single exon. NCBI's taxonomy places the organism in Eukaryota, Metazoa, Mollusca, Cephalopoda, Octopoda, Octopodidae.